This is a messenger RNA of Geodia barretti, 4140 nucleotides long. The record is from the annotation of a GenBank genome assembly. NCBI's taxonomy places the organism in Eukaryota, Metazoa, Porifera, Demospongiae, Tetractinellida, Geodiidae.
UAAUGCACAAUGUCAGCUGAAGUAGCUGCAGACGAAGCAGCGAGGAAACUGUUCUUGCAGUUGAAGCCGUCAUGUGUGGAAGUCCUCCGUUCCUGCUCCGCCGAGUCCUUGGGCCGUCUCGACGAGGCCCUGCGACGGCUGCCACCGCGCAUUCCCCCACCUCUGAUGGAGUAUGUUCUCUUCCCCCUGCGGACGUGGCUGAGGCGGCUAGGAGGGUCGGACCGAGUGUUGCUGGAGCAUCUGCUCUGCUCUCUUUCUCUGCUGCUCUCACGAGCUGCCCCGGGACAGCUCUCCCUGUCCUGGGACGUCUUCCAAGAGUUGUUUGCCUUCCUCAGCAUGCUGCUGGACGGGCAGAUGUCUCAGGCAGCAGGGCUCGGAGCUCCGAGCGAAGAGAGAACUCUGCAGGCUCUGCGCUGCCUCAAGUCUCUUUUUCUCUCAGCUACCGAGAGUAGUGUUAGUCAGCUCUACCAGAACGUGCCUGCAGUGGGUCACUGUGUGUCAGUGCUGCUGGCAGCCCUGGGCUCCUGUGAGGGUAGGGAGGUGAGGAGCACUGCUCUGGGAGGACUGCUGGCUCUCUCUGGUCUGGCAGAGGAGGAUAUCACUCUCUUUACUGGUGAGGAGAGCUCUUGUUGGCAAACGAAGCCAGCUCACUUAGUGUACCAAAAUGACUGUAGUUCAACUCCUCUGAUCCAGACACUAAUGGGACAGAAGAUAUUGUUGAAAGAGGUGUUCUUUUUUAGGUUUGGAGGGGUUCCACUGUAGAUGGUGCUCUCACCAUACCGUAGUGGAUACAGCAAAUCUGCUACAGUAUUGCACCCUGAUUUUUCUUGUCUUUCUGUUAAUGGUUUGCCAGGGGUUGGUGGGGACAUUGAGGACACUGCUGAUGGUUUGAGAUCCCUGGCAGGGAGAGUUGGCAGGGAGAGACUGAGAGAAGGAAGAGGAGAAGUUCUCGCUUCGUUCUUGCCUGGAGUGACCACAACCACCACCAAACUUCUGACAUCUCAACCAAACCUUGGUCAGGGAAUAUUAAAUUUGGGUCUAUUGGUCUGGACAAGAUAUGUCAGUCUAUCACUCAGUGGUGUAACGCAUGAGGAGACUGGAGAUGUAGAUUACGUCAAAAGAGCAGCUGAACUGGUCGAGGGUGUGAGGGCGGAGCCACAGGCCACACCCACUGGCCCCGCCCCCUCCAACACAAGCAGGAGAGACCUGAGAGUGGAAAGGUCGCGGAACUGGAUGAGGGAGACGGACCGAAAACUGGCCCUUCUCGCAGGGAAGAUGGGCGGGGUUCUCGUGACAGUGGGAGGAGGGUGGAGGGGGAGGAGGGGAGUGGUGCUCUGGGCACACUGUCUCCUUGGCAACUGUCACAGGACGCUGGUUUCCGUGGCGCCGGUUCUGUUGGAGGUUCUUCUGACCCUCAGUCAUGAUGGCUACAGUCUGGUGUCCAGACCAGCUCUCCUCUCUCUGGAGCUGUUCUCUGCACAGCAUUCCAGAGAAGAAGGCGGAGAGCUGGUCUCAGUUCUACAGGAGAGACUGUACUCCCUCUCCUCUUCUCUUCCUCGUCUCAUGAGACAACACGACGACACUAGGAAGGUCUCGGUGAUGCAGCUGUUGGCCGGGUACCUCAAGUUGCUGGGUCCUCACGCCGUCACACUCACACUCUCCCCUCCACACCUCUCACACCUCACACAGGCUCUCGUUCAGACCCUGGAGCUGGAAACCACACCCCCUCAUCUCACAGAGCUGCAGUCACUGGAUUCAGUCGGAGAUAAUGUGGUCAUAGUUGAGGGGCAGAGUUCUGGCCCCCGGGGGAACAAAAAAGAGGUCCCCCAAGACAGUGAGGACUGGUGGACAAUAAGUCUUCAUUUCAAACAUUUCCGCCACCGUCGUGUGGAGGAGUUGGUUCGUGAUUGCUGCCAUUUGCUGGGCUUCUUUGGCUCUCUUCGUCCUCUCCUGGACCACCUUCUUGAGAGAUACUACGUCGCCACGGGUGAUGGGGGUGGGCGGGGCUCCGAACUGCUCGUUGUCAUUGGUUACGUCCUCAUGGGGGCUGGCGGAAGGGGGUGUGUCAGAGGGAGAGACAGGCCAUCUCAUGCAGGGAGCAGAGAAGACCUGUGUGGUGUAGUGGGUGAAGUGGUGGAUCUGGUGACUGGGGAGGGGUGGAAGAGAGGAGGAGGAGGAGGAGGGGCGGGGUCCUCUGUUCUGCACCAGUGUCUGCAGCUGCAGGUGGUUGCCGUGUGUGUCCAUCUCCUCGGUGGUGCAGUCUCCGGGAGACUGGAGGGACUCGUCUACCAGCUGCUGUCCAUGAGAGGCAGUCCCCACCCCCAGGUCUCUCUCCAGGCCCUCUCCACCCUCUCCUGUCUCACCUCCACCACUGGUGCCAGGAGUCUGUCACGGCUGAUCUCUGAGAAUGCAGACUACCUCGUUAACUCCGUCUGUCUGGGUCUGAGAAGCCACACCCACUCUCACGAGUCACUACAAGUACUACAGGCUGUAAUGGAUCAUGGAUCAGAGGAGGUGCUGCCACUGAUGAGAGAUUCCAUCGACGAACUUCUUCUAUCGCUAGACUUGCAGCUUGCUGGUAAUGAGGGGGUGUGGUCUGUACUGAGGAGCCUUGCAGCUGCUCUGCAUCGAUGGUCUCCAGAAACUGUAAAAAAAGAAGGGGUGGAGACAAGAGGAGGAGGUUGCCACGACGACAGGAGAGGUUGUGAAGAUGAAGAUUUCAGUGGAUAUUUCAAGAGUCUGAGGAGAAGGAGAGAAGAGGAGGAGGUCGAUGACGAAGGAGAGGGAGGAACAGUAGACGAAGGUGGGUCUGAGCCAGUGCUGAGUCCAGUGGAGCGGGCUGCGGUGGACAUCCUGGAGAGAUGUCCUCACUACCUCCCCUCCUCCCCCUCCUCCUCCCCUUCUCUCCCUCUCACUGUCCUGGACUGUCUCCACCACUGUCUCCACUGUCUCAGCCACACCCACCGCGCCCUCCUUCCCCUUGUCCACAAGGUGUGGCCUUCCCUGUUGCUAAGGCUGAGUGACCCCGCCCACCUGGUGGCUCUAAAAGCUCUCGAGCUACUGUGGGACUUGUGUGAGGUGUGUGGAGACUUUAUACGGAGGAGGGUGGUGAAGGGGGUGUGGCCAGUGAUUGCACAAUCUCUGACGAGACUGGCGGAGGGGAGCCGAGGGUCUGCGGCUGUGUACCAGUACUCCGUGGCCUGCAAACUGCAGAUGAAGAUGUUGGACACUGUGGCUGUCCUCUCUGUCAAACUACAGGUCAGCUCCAGUGACCUGGAGACACUGGCAGCAGCCUGUCUACCUUACCUCAGUCGCCACCAGCCACAGAGACUCGUCAAUACCUGUCAGUCCAGUCUGACCGCUCUCGUGAACUCUGACCCCGACCUCCUAUGGCUCCUCCUACAUCAGCUGGUUCCCACGGCGACCACACCUCCACCACACCCCUCUCUCCUUACCUACAAGUUCCCGAAACUCUCUUGUUCCGAGGAAUUUGCUGACACUGUCCCUCCUCUACUGAAAAUGACUCGUGAAUAUCAAUGAUGUCAUCAUUACCUCGUAAUCAUAAUCACAGUCUCUUUGACAACACAAUGCAUUCGGUUUUCGUUUCUGAAUCGCAAACAAUAUUUUCAAUCAGUUUCAAUUUUGUACUUCAUCACUUGCUGUUUACCGGUAUAAAAACAAAAUCAUAAAGUGUGAAACGAAAAGGAAAUUUACAAACAAUCCGUUAUGACGAUAUAAUGCAAAAGGGAGGGAUAUUGCGUCAGAAAAGUAUUUAAUAGUGUAAUAUGAUGCAAAAGGGAGGAAUAAAUAAUAUGUAAUUAAAAAGUCCAGUCUGGACAUGUGGAGUUAAUGAUGAACAAACGAUUUGGUUAUGAGUGCUGUGUUCAGGGUGGGCAUGGCAGGUGGGUGUGGCUAAAUGGUGGUAUGUCGGAGGGCAAUAGUGGUGAGGUAAUGGUGUGUGUGUUGCUAUGUUUCUUCCUGUAUUGGAGAGAAUGGGAGGGACCCUGGAGGGAAGGUUGGGGAGUAGACGGAACUGCUGCGACCUAUUCGCUGCCCAAAUGACCCCAGCAACAUUUAAUUCAGAAUCCAGAGGAGGCAGGGUUGCUGACCCUCUCACCUCAGUUCCUGAAAUCGUUUCUU